This is a messenger RNA of Paramecium primaurelia, 1268 nucleotides long. The record is from the annotation of a GenBank genome assembly. NCBI's taxonomy places the organism in Eukaryota, Ciliophora, Oligohymenophorea, Peniculida, Parameciidae.
AUGUAAUAUUAUAAAUCUCUUUCAUUUUCUAUGACCUAAGAAUAAAAAUUUGGAGAAUUAGUUAAAUCGAUUAAUAAUACUUCAAAUAGCAUUUGUGAUGAUGAAUAAAGUCAAAAAUUUUAUAGCCUCAUUAACUAAAGUAUAUAAAUAUAAUAUGAACUAAUUCAAAAUUAAGAAGCUUCAAAAUUAUCCAAUUUAUAAUUAUUAAAAAUCUCAAAUUUCUAAUUUAUUAAAUGUCAUGAAUGCUAUUUCUGUAUAAUUUUUAAUUUAUCAAAUGACAUAUUGUAAUAAAGAUUAAAAAAUGAAAUUAUGAAGGUUUAUACAUUAAUAUUAUUAUUAUAGUAUUCAUUUCAAACUUAUUUUUUUGAUUUUACUUUAGAAAAUGUUAAUAAAUUGAACGCAGAUUUGGAAGCUUUUGACAAUUAUUCUAAUCAAAAUUUUGGAGAAUGCAGAAUAAUAAUAUUUUCAAAAAACUUUGAUUAAAAAAUCAUAGACAAAGUUAAUAGUUUUCCAUAUAUAUAUUUUUGUGGUGAUCCUACUAAUGUAAAUGAAAUUUAUUUAGAGAAUCUUUAAUUGCAUUAGAUAUUCUUAACUUUAGAUUUGUAGUACAAAAGAAUUUUAUAGUUACUUCCUACUGGGUAAUAAUUUAUAUAAUUAGUUUAUCCAUUUUAAAUUAAAUAAUUUAUACUAAUAUCAAAAUAAAUGGAAUUUUUGAAGAUAUUGAUGAUAAAAUUUAAUAAAUUUAACAUCCAUCAUUUAAAUUUGAAAAAUCAGAAGACAAUAUAUUCUUAUUUUAUAAUAUCCCAUAUAUGAAUGUUGAUGAAUAUCUGUAUAUUCCUCUUCCAUUAUCAAUUAAUAAAAUUGAAAUCUCUGAUAUAUUUUAGAAAAAUGAAAAAUUACAAUAAACUAAAGAUAUUAAUAAUGAAGGUUAUGAUUAUGUUAACAAAUUAAAAAUUUUGAAUGUAAAAAUUAUCUUUAAAUAGUAAAUUAAUGAUCAAAUCAAAUUCAGUGAAUUAGAAUUUUCAAUAAUAUUAAAGGAUUAGUUUUUUUCUGUUGAUUAACUAAUGUUUAGAAAUUAAAUAAAAUAAAUAAAAGAAUUUUAAAAGGAAAAUGAAAUAAAUGAAGGAGAAUUAAAUGAAAUUGAAAAAGUUCUUGAAGAUUUAUCUUAAUGUAAUAAACCUUACUUUUAAAAAUUGAUUACAUAUUAUCAAAUAAAAUAAAGCAUGCUUUAUAGAAUGAAAAUUAAUAGUUUUAUUUUUUAAUAAUGA